UCUACUUCCUGCCGCCCGAGGCUCUGGAUGCACUUCCGGCGGGCGUCCGCCUUCUCUACCGCUUUCACGUUAAUGGCGGGCCGCGGCUGCUGAGUGGGACGCCGACAACCGCUGCCCGCACCCGGGAAGUCUCCCUGCCUCUCCCCGCUUUCCGCUCGCCGCCAGUCCUCGCCAGCAUGUCCGUGGUGCCGCCCAAUCGCUCGCAAACCGGCUGGCCGCGGGGGGUCAACCAGUUCGGCAACAAGUACAUCCAGCAGACCAAGCCCCUCACCUUGGAGCGCACCAUCAACCUGUACCCUCUUACCAAUUAUACUUUUGGUACAAAAGAGCCCCUCUAUGAGAAGGACAGCUCUGUUGCAGCCAGAUUUCAACGCAUGAGGGAGGAAUUUGAUAAAAUUGGAAUGAGGAGGACUGUAGAAGGGGUUCUGAUUGUACAUGAGCACCGACUACCCCAUGUGCUACUGCUACAGCUGGGAACAACUUUCUUCAAACUACCUGGUGGUGAACUUAACCCAGGAGAAGACGAAGUUGAAGGACUAAAACGCUUGAUGACAGAGAUACUAGGUCGUCAAGAUGGAGUCCUGCAAGACUGGGUCAUUGAUGACUGCAUUGGUAACUGGUGGAGACCAAAUUUUGAACCUCCUCAGUAUCCAUAUAUUCCGGCACAUAUUACAAAACCGAAGGAACAUAAGAAGUUGUUUUUGGUUCAACUUCAAGAGAAAGCCUUGUUCGCAGUCCCUAAAAAUUACAAGCUGGUAGCCGCACCGUUGUUUGAAUUGUAUGACAACGCACCCGGAUAUGGACCCAUCAUUUCUAGUCUCCCUCAGCUUCUGAGCAGUUUGGCCACAACAAAUGGUUAUACAUACCUAUUUGCCUCUUUAUUCAUCUGUAAAUGGUGGUCCCCACUUCAUAGAAUUGUGAGAAACAGUGAAAUAACGCACGUAAAGUGCUUAUAAUAAUGCCAGGCACCUGGUUCAAUUUUAUAUACAACUGAAUUCCUGCACAGUGGAGAAGUGAAAGAAGCCGUCUCUGUGAGCACAGCUCUGCACAGUCUAGAAAAAACAUGGUAGAAGAGGUUUUUUGUUUUAUCUCUUUCCCACCCUCUAAAUUGCCACCUGCUUUCUAUUGUUUGAAUAGUAACAUUGAUAUGAAGAACCUAGAUAGUGGUGUAAACAUAUGUGAUAAUGUUUAAUUUGCUUUUGUUUCUACUCAUACGUUUUUGUACAUUAAAAAAAGUGGACUUCUUUCUAUUUGUAUUUUUUUUUUUUAAUUUCACAUUAAACUUGUAAAAUUCUUA
This is a messenger RNA of Myotis daubentonii (Daubenton's bat), 1297 nucleotides long. It is a transcript of the gene NUDT21, whose product is annotated as nudix hydrolase 21. Gene Ontology annotation, molecular function: mRNA binding. Gene Ontology annotation, biological process: mRNA 3'-end processing. Lineage: Eukaryota; Metazoa; Chordata; Mammalia; Chiroptera; Vespertilionidae. The record is from RefSeq and is a predicted model, not a curated record. Gene Ontology annotation, cellular component: mRNA cleavage factor complex.